UAAGUCCGUUCCAUACCACAAUGACAUUGUUUCUAAAAAGCAGAAUGGCGGCAUUUUACCGCUUGUUCCUGAUGUCCGUGGUGGGCGUCAUAGUUCCGCACGCGACUGCCGUUUCUCCGCAACCUCCAUGCACGUUUAUAGGGAACGCCGCGCAUUGCCAAGAUGUCACCGACACGAACUUCGCUGCCAUCAUUGGACUGAUCCCAGAGCAGGCAGUGUCUGUAACGCUUGAAGGGUCAUUCCGAACCGUUGCCAAAGGUACGUUCAAAAACGCCAUUUUCGCUGCGUCACUCCGACAUCUCGAACUAGCCAGUGCAGCGCUGAGGGUGAUUGAAGAAGAUGGCUUGAUGGGACUGGUCAACCUCACCACCCUAAAAGCUUCUGAUAACAACAUUGCUAAUCUAACAAUGGAUCUAUGUACUGCACUUCCACAACUGACAACUUUGGUCCUUGAGAAAACAAAAAUAGCCGACGUUAACCCGAUUACGUUUACGGCGUGUCCUGGUCUCCGUGAGUUAAACUUGGCAAACAAUCUUCUGCAGAAAUUGGGGAAUGGAACUUUUAAAAACCAAGACCAACUUAAAUCGCUCGACUUGUCCGGAAAUAACUUGGCAGAAGUUUCUUUGGACACGUUCCAAGGACUGCGUCAUCUUGAGAGCCUCAACCUCUCAGACAACCCUCGCCUCGGAAUCAAUCUACACCCGGGGACUUUGGCGUCGAUUCCAAACGUAACUUCACUUUCGAUUGGUCAUAUCACGGACACAGGCAAUUUGAACAACGGGCUUUUGGCAAAUUUAGAGAACAUCAUCAAGUUAGAUAUAAGUGAAAAUAACAUUUCCAGUUUUGACUCUAUCAACAUGACGUCAUUCAAGGAUUCGUUGAGGGAACUAGUCUACGACAACAAUAGUUUUGGUGCUUCGGGUCAUGUAAACCAAGCAACUUUCCAAGACUUUAACCUAACAUUACUCUCAUUAAAACAUUGUAGAAUCGAAACAAUAGUCCCUUUCAGCUUUGUAAAACUUUCGAACCUCGUGACCCUUGACCUCAGCGGAAAUUAUCUCAGAUAUCUAACUCCGCAGACGUUCGCUGGGCUGAUUCGUUUACAAUCCUUGACCGUCGUCAGAUGCAACCUCCUCGCACUACAUACGGACACUUUCGAUUCGUUGUUGAAACUAGAGGAGCUCCAUCUGGAGGACAACAGCUUGACAACUUUGACUCCUGAAGACUUCAGAAAUAUGACUGGGCCUUUGUCACGUGGAGUUCACGUGGAUCGUAAUCCAUGGCUCUGUGAUUGUCGUUUCGCAGAUUUCAAACGUUUCCUCGAGAGCACCUCGUUCCCCGUCAACGUCACUUGUUCUGAACCAGCCUCACUUUCAAACAAGGAUUUGAUGAGUGUUCAUUAUUCCGAGUUCGAGAACUGCUCUGCUCCCACGAUUAAAGACUGCUGCAGCGAAGAGUUAGCACUAAACAGUGGCGAUACGGCUGUGUUUCAAUGCCAAGUGUCGGGCAUACCAACACCGGGAGUGAAGUUCGGGAUGGUGUCCGGGGAUCUGCCAAGGAAUCGGACAUUCCUUUCUCACAUCGGUAGCAAAUACACGCUUUCCAUUGUCAAUGUGCAAUAUGGCGACAGUGGCGACAUCUUUUGUCUCGCCUCAGAUUUCCUCAGCAAAGAAAACCGAACCAAAACCUACCAUUUAUCGGUGAAAACGUGCGAUGUCCCCAAGCAUUGCACAUGCGACACCUUGACCGAUGGAAAACGCAGCAUUGAUUGUAGAAUGGUUACGUUUGAUACAUUUGAGCAGGUUAUUGUGCAACUUCCGGUCGCUACGGAGAAACUGGUUUUCAGCGGUGACGUCAGAACGUUGAAAGACAAUUUCCUUCACUCUUUACCGAACGUUGAAUCCUUGAACAUGGGCGACUGCAACAUCACCAUAAUAGAAUCGAACGCCUUUUCCAACACUGGUAACCUCAGAACGCUCACACUACCUGGAAACUAUAUUGAGGUGAUCCCUGACAAUCUCUGUGCCGCCGAUGCGUUAGCUAAUUUGACCUAUUUGACUUUGGACUCAAACCAGUUGACUUCCGUAUCCGCCGAACAACUUAAUACGUGCCAGGGACUAUUUUCGUUAGACUUGAGUGGAAAUUCUAUUAAGAAUUUCACCAAGGUCAUCCUACUGAAGUUAAAAGAGCUCAACCUUGGCAAUAACAAACUACAAGAUGUCACUGCUGAUAUAUUCGAUAACCUCCCGGAACUUGUCAAUCUCGACCUAGGACGUAAUUAUGGUUUAUUUGGGCGGGAAGACGUCAUGCCGUUCACGAACCUCCGAAACCUCCAAUAUCUAACCUUGAGUAAAGUCACAGCGGACGGAAAAUUCCCAGAGUGGGUAUUCCAUGGGCUGCAGAGUGUGAUGCAGCUUGCGUUAAGUGGGAAUGGAAUCAGCUGCAUGCAGUGUAUCAACUGGGGUCCAGUCAGUAUCAGUCUACGCAGUCUUGACCUCAGCAGGAACAGUUUCGUGGAACUCUUAGCAAACGAUUUCACGGUCUUCGGUAACCUUGAAACAGUAGACCUUGGUAGUUGCAGCAUCGGUAGCAUUGCACCAGGCUCAUUCUGGGGGCUAAGGUCCCUCGGAAGUCUCACCCUUGAGAAUAAUCCACUCCGGAUCUUGAAGGAUAAAACAUUCUUUGGUCUCACAGGUUUACUGACUCUGAACUUGCGCAAUUGUGGAAUCACAGGCAUAGAAACAGAGGUCUUUACUGAUGUUCCAAAUCUGAAGCGUCUAAACCUCCAUAGCAACGCACUUAAAACCAUCCAAACCGAGGCUUUUUCGCGUCUGACCUUGACAACAAUAGACUUUGAUAUCUUCCGGAAUCCGUUUGUUUGUGAUUGCGCAAUGUAUGACGUCAAGCAAUGGAUUCUAGACACACAAGCGAGUAUGGACAUCAUAUGUACAAGCCCGGAAGCAUUAAAGGAAAAGAACAUCCGUCAAAUACCAGACGAGCAGUUCGUUGAAGGAUGCUUAGCGCCCUCUAUAAGUAAAUGCUGUACAUGGAAAUACGAAGUACCGUUAGGAACAAAUCUAACGUUGAAAUGCCGGGCGGAGGGAACCCCGAAACCUAACAUCACCUACGUCGUAGAUUAUGGAAACCCCCUCCCAGAAAACCAGACAUUCUACUCCGAAGACAAAAAGGAAGUGAACAUUCACAGCAUCCGGUCAGAGAAUGCCGGGACUUUCCGCUGUGUUGCAAAGAAUAAGAUGGGCAGUAGUUUCAAUAAGUACACAAUAGAGGUCAGUCGUGAUUACACACCGCCCACUGACGACCACUUGGCAGGACAUACGGCCACCUAUGUUGGGGUUGGCGUAGCCGUGACUGUUAUUAUAAUUGUUGUCAUCAUGUUAGUGUUUUACAUACGGUUGCGCCAGAAGCGUCAUCAGCACCAGGCGAUUCUCUUGAAUAAUAUGAAUUAACAGUUUA
Molecule: messenger RNA, 3474 nt
Organism: Lineus longissimus
Lineage: Eukaryota; Metazoa; Nemertea; Pilidiophora; Heteronemertea; Lineidae
Product: slit homolog 3 protein-like
Exons: 1
Coding region: 21-3467 (1148 amino acids)
Molecular function (GO): protein binding
Source: RefSeq, a predicted model, not a curated record